Molecule: messenger RNA, 3347 nt
Organism: Cryptomeria japonica (Japanese cedar)
Lineage: Eukaryota; Viridiplantae; Streptophyta; Pinopsida; Cupressales; Cupressaceae
Product: F-box/kelch-repeat protein At3g61590
Exons: 2
Coding region: 1740-2981 (413 amino acids)
Molecular function (GO): protein binding
Source: RefSeq, a predicted model, not a curated record
UGAUCAUCAUCGUGGUCGUCAUAUAAUUGCAGAUGGUAGCGGUUUAAUUUGUGCAUCUGUCUGUGGUAUUCAGUCAUAGAUUCUCUGAUACCUGAAAUUUUUUCAGGGACUUACAUUUAUGUAUAGAUAGAUACUCUGAUUAUCUCAGAUUUCCUUGGAUUUUGGGAAAAAUGAAGAAAUUGUAGUCAUCAUGCAUUCAUGACAAAGCUCAGUAAAUUUAAGGAGUUUUGUUCCUGGAAUUCUGUGUCAUCUGGUGUAGCACUGGAUUCGUCUCUUGGUUCCUUUAUUUCUUUGUUUUUUGUUUUGGGUAUUGUGCCUUCCUCUGGGCUUCGUUUGUUGUUUCAUUUGCAUUUGUAGGUUCAGUUUGAAUUCCUGCUUGAUUUAGAGGAGUAAUCUCAAUUUUUUAUUGUAGUUUUUUCUGGAUUUUGUUUUGAGGGAAGGAAAAAAAUCUUGGGGUGUGGGGGUGUUGCAGGCCUGAGGAUGAUGGAUGUUUGAGGAUGAUGCCCAUGUAGUUUUGAGGGGUGUUGAUGGUGGCUGGUUGCUGAUCAGGAGCACAGAGCAUGUAUUUCUCAAGUUUUGGCUACAUCAAUUGAGAUGAUAUUUUUUCAAGUUUUGUUUUUCUAAUCCUUUGGUUAUUUUAGACUGGAAGAUUUUGAUUUAUAAUUUUGUUCUUGAUCAGUAGCUGCCAUUCAGUAGUUGCAGGGGGUUUUGGGUUUCUGAGCUGUGUGUAUUGAUUUUGAUGGUGUGAGUUCUCAUUUAGAUAUUGAUAAACUCUCUGUCCUGAGUGAGGAAGGCACAUAUUUGUUCUAUGUUUGAUACUUUCUGUAUGUAUGGUUGAGAUUUUCAGACUAGAGUUGGGCCCUGCAUGGUGAGAAUAUAUAUGAGAUUUAGUUUUGGCUAUAUUUUGGUGGCAAAGAUAAGAGUAUGGAAAUUGCAGAGCUUGAAGCUUGAAUGAUUUGUAUUUCAUUUUCAAUGAUUGUAUUUUUCAGUAUUGAGAUGAGGGAUUGAUUUUGCUACUGGUGAGAGGAAAUUAUUAAGAGUCUGAUUCUGUGUCUGCAUGAGAGGUUCUGACUUGGUAUUGUCAGGGUGAUGACACCAGAGAGAAUAAAACUCAUAGUAGAUGGUUGUUUUGUGCUUUUCUAAUGGUUAAUGCUGAGACGGGUAUACUACAGAGAGCCGAUGAUCACAAAAAGUUGCAGAGGAAAGCAUCACUUUGUUAGUAGGGAUUCAAAUCAAUUUUGUCAUGAAAUUUCUGUAUGGUAUCAUUGAUGAGAAUUUUAGCAUUAAAAAGUAAAAAACCAUUUUGACUGAUACCUCUCUCUAUGAGUUAGAAAUUGUUUAUUUUUGGUUUUUGAAGGUUCAUCAUUAUUGUUUAUGCUUGGUUACUUUCAAGAGGGAUUGAAGAAUACAGAGCAUGGUUUUCUUAUCCAUCUCUGCAUUGAGGUAACAUUUCUGCCUGCCUGAGUUAUUAAUCUGAAAGUACUGCUUAGGGUGCUGCUAUUUCAAGAGUAACCAAAGUCCUCGGGGGCAUCACUAAUUGCAAGGCAAUUUAUCAGAAGCUCUGCCUGGGGUUCAGGGUAUGACUAAUUGCAAGCUAGUUUGUCUAUUUUACUGACUGCUGCUAACGAGGGGGCAUUAUUAGCCAACUUAUUUCACCUGUUGCCAUUUGAAGGUUUUUACCCAUUUUUCAAUUGCAAGAAAAAGGAGUGGGGGGUGUUUUCUGCUACUAUUUGGUCUCAAUGUUGGCAGAAUGUGAUAGAAUUACCCAUGCGGCUUGCUGGCCUGAUAAGCCUAUGAGGGAUCAGGCAGCCGAUUUUGAAACUAAUCAUAGUAACAAGGAUUCAAGUUUCACCGCUGAUGACGGAGUAAAUAUAUGGAGUGCUCUACCAGAGGAUUUAAUGGACAGAAUUUUCUCAUAUCUGCCCCUCACAAGCAUACUUCGUCUUCGUUGUGUUUGCAGGAGAUGGAACUUUUUGGUUCAAUCAAAAAGAUUCCAGACUGCCCUGUCAAGGGUCUGUACUCCAAAGCCAUGGUUCAUGCUCUGCACAAUUGGAAGAGCAUCAUGUUCCUAUGAUCCAUCAAUGAACAAAUGGCACACCAUCAUAAGGCCUGCCAACAACAGUAUAAAGCUGCAAAGUGGACCGGUGAGAAUAUCACCCUGUACAUCCAUUUUAGCAGUAUCAGGGAGCCUCCUCUGCCUUGGAAAUCAAGUUGCAGAAUGCAGAGUCCUUUCAAUAUGCAAUCCCAUCACCAAAACCCUAAGGCAUCUGCCUAGAAUGCUACAAGUCAGCCUUAUCCACAAGGUCAGCAUGAUUGUGGAUUCCUCAAAUAAUUGCUACAAGAUCAUGGUCUCUGGAGAAAACGGGUUGCCAACCAUGAUUCCUUACACAUAUGAGCUCUUGACAGAGGUCUUUGAUUCCUCAAAAAAUUCAUGGAAGAUGUGUGGUAAGCCAUUGGCAGAAGCCAAGUUUGGGUCUGAUCCAGGAGUAUGGUGUAAUAACCUCUUCUAUUGCAUUACAGAGCUCCCUUAUGGUGCUGUAGUUUUUGAUCUAGUUACUGAAACCUGGUCUGAGCUGACAGUGCAGAUGCCUUCUUCAUUAGCAUCACCCUCCUUGGUUGAAUCCUGUGGACGCCUUCUGAUGAUUGGAAGAGUUAUGGAGCGAGAUGAAACAGAAGACUCUGCCAGAAAGAUUAUCAUAUGGGAGCUUGAUCUUGGUAGAAAGGAAUGGGUGGAAAUCAGGACGGCACCCAUUGAAAUCUGCAGGGUUUUCUCAGCACCACUGGCAUUUUAUGCCCCAUUUGUUUGCUCAGGCCUAGGAAAUCAAAUAUACAUCACCACCCACAGAAAUCCCCAUGUCCUUGUUCAUGAUCUCUGCAGGAACACAUGGCAAUGGCUUCCAUCUGAUCCAUUUUUUCCCAGGAGGAGGGACUUCCAUUUAGUGGGAUUUCCAUUUGAGCCUAGACUUGAUGCAUCCCCAUAACUGUAUGUCAUAAAAAUCCAGACAUCAGUCUGAUGUACAGUCUCUGUAAUGCUAAGAAAGUUCUGGAACUGCUAAAGUAUGGCAAUAAUGAAGGACAAAAUAUUUCUUUUCCAUAUUCUACCAAUCAAACAGGUAAGGUACCUAUCAUCCAUUUGUAUAUGGUUGCAAAAUAUUGUUUGUGUGGUCCUCUGAGCCUGCAAAAGUCUCUGUUGAAGAUGUUACAUAAAUGUCUAGUCAUGGGCCAUUUGACUAUAACACUUUCAUUACAAGUUGGAGGAGAACUACACUUGGAUAAGUUUCUUUCUUCUAUGGAUUAUUGGAAUGUAAUUUUCAAUGUUUAAGAAGUUACCAAGUUGGGUAUUUUGA